Stomoxys calcitrans (stable fly) is the source of this 2167-nucleotide messenger RNA. It is a transcript of the gene Pp1alpha-96A, whose product is annotated as serine/threonine-protein phosphatase alpha-1 isoform. The record is from RefSeq and is a predicted model, not a curated record. The transcript is spliced from 7 exons. Gene Ontology annotation, molecular function: protein serine/threonine phosphatase activity. The coding region runs from base 498 to 1478 and encodes 326 amino acids. NCBI's taxonomy places the organism in Eukaryota, Metazoa, Arthropoda, Insecta, Diptera, Muscidae. Gene Ontology annotation, cellular component: nucleus; cytoplasm.
CCAACUAAAAACACUCGGCGCAGUGCUCUGACCAAUUCUUUACUUGUAGUGCUAAAAAAAAAAAAUAAUUUGGUGGAAUUUAAUUAAAAGCACAGCGAUAAGAUCUAUUUGUAGUUGUUUUUCUACUACGCGCACAAGAGGGGAAUUUGGGAUUUGCUGCUGUGUUUUUGUUCAGCGAUAACCUGGCCGUGAUAAGUGUGAGAAAAUAACCUAAGGAGCUACUUUUCUUGCCUAACGUUAGGCCUACACCCCCUCCCUCCACACAUACUAGUGCGUAGUAAGUUAAGGUAUACCAAAAAGUAAAAAAUAAUAAGAAUCCGAAAUCGAAAACAAAACUCAAAAUACAAUUGAAAGAGGCAAACAAACGAAUUUCUAAAACCUCCAAUUGCCAGUUCAUUAUAUUUGGUUACACACUUGUACAUCUGCGGCAACGCCACCACCAUCAGUGGGGUCACACAGGAACGGAGCACACACUAUAGGCUAAAGCACAGCAAGAAAUGUCAGAUAUGAACAUUGACAGCAUAAUUUCAAGACUUUUGGAGGUACGUGGUGCAAGACCUGGCAAAAAUGUCCAGCUGUCCGAAAGCGAGAUACGGGGCUUAUGCUUAAAAUCCAGAGAGAUAUUUUUAUCGCAGCCAAUACUGUUGGAGCUGGAGGCACCUCUUAAAAUUUGCGGUGACAUCCAUGGACAAUACUAUGAUUUGUUGCGACUUUUCGAGUAUGGUGGCUUUCCUCCAGAGUCGAACUACCUUUUUCUGGGCGACUACGUUGAUCGCGGCAAACAAUCGUUGGAAACGAUAUGCUUGCUACUAGCCUACAAAAUCAAAUAUUCAGAGAAUUUCUUUUUACUGCGUGGAAAUCACGAAUGUGCGAGUAUUAAUAGAAUUUAUGGUUUUUAUGAUGAAUGCAAAAGGCGUUACACAAUCAAGUUGUGGAAAACAUUUACAGAUUGUUUUAACUGCUUGCCGGUGGCAGCUAUAGUUGAUGAAAAAAUUUUCUGCUGUCAUGGUGGCCUCAGUCCCGACCUUACAACAAUGGAACAAAUAAGGCGUAUAAUGCGGCCGACAGAUGUUCCCGAUCAGGGUCUGCUAUGUGAUUUACUAUGGUCCGAUCCAGACAAGGACACAAUGGGUUGGGGUGAAAACGAUCGAGGAGUUAGCUUUACAUUUGGUGCUGAGAUUGUGGGUAAAUUUCUUCAAAAGCAUGAUUUUGAUUUGAUUUGUCGUGCUCAUCAGGUUGUCGAAGAUGGCUAUGAGUUUUUCGCUAAACGACAACUGGUCACCCUCUUUUCUGCACCAAAUUACUGUGGUGAAUUUGACAAUGCAGGUGCUAUGAUGUCAGUGGAUGACACUUUAAUGUGUUCGUUCCAAAUUUUGAAACCAGCUGACAAACGUCGAUUUGUCUAUCCCAAUUUCGGCAGUUCGGGGCGACCUCUAACACCUCCUCGAGGUGCCAAUAAUAAAAACAAAAAGAAAUAAGUGCAAAGUUCAAAUUUCAAAUGUCAUGUUCAAAACUUACUACGUACCCUGUGUGGUUAAUUAAUUAAAGCAAAAUAUACACAACACAAAUAAUAGAAGAAAACACACACAACACACACACACACAAGAUCACACACAUACAUUCAUUACAACAACAAAAAAUCCUUCGAAAACCUUCGUUUGUCGUACAAAGCCAGAAGGAUUGUAGUUUUAUCUGCAAAUGUUUAUAUUUAUAGUUUUGUUUAACAAACUAAAUUAUUGUAUGUCCUUAUUAAAAAAAGCUCAUUUUCUUAAAAAUUUGCUUCUACUUUUAAAUACACCUACACCUACAUAUACAUAUACAUAUAUAUAUACACACAUAUAUUGAUGAUUGUACAACUUUAAUUUUUAGGAUAAUUUAUUGUUUGUUCUUUUUUCUAUGAUUUCAAAUCUUCUCCCUGCCUAUUGUGAUUUACUUAAUUGAUACUUUCCGCUUUCAAAUCAACCUCUUAGGUAUCGAGACACGGCGCAAUUAUUUUUUACAAUUUAAUUUAAUCACUUACACCAAAUACAAGUAUAAAGAAACAAACUGAAAGUAAGCAAAAACAACAAAUAAAAAGAAGAUAAACGAAUCUUUAUAAUUUAAGAAAAGAAAACGAAAAUAAAUUCAACCGAAUGCUACAAUAUUAUAUUUGAAAAAAAAAAAUGUA